This is a messenger RNA of Uranotaenia lowii, 2017 nucleotides long. RefSeq names its product esterase B1-like. Bases 71 to 1840 code for a protein of 589 amino acids. NCBI's taxonomy places the organism in Eukaryota, Metazoa, Arthropoda, Insecta, Diptera, Culicidae. The record is from RefSeq and is a predicted model, not a curated record. The transcript has 3 exons.
CCCGUUAGAUUGGUUGAAUUGGGUCUGUUGUUUUGUGACGAAUAUUCUAAAUUUCAACAACUCAAGCAAAAUGAUGCGUCUGUCGGCACAGGACGCUCCUUCUUCCAAUGGCAUCAAUGGAAAUCGCAAACAGACCUCUUCGCGAGUAGCCGUCAAAGUUGCUCAAGGCUUCAUAUUUGGAUCCAGUGAUACGCUGCCAAAUGGAGGCGACUAUUAUUGCUUCAAGGGAAUCCCGUACGCGAAACCACCGGUAGGAAAGCUCCGGUUCCGGUCCCCGGUUCCGAUUGACAAGUUUCCGGUUAGCUAUCUGGACUGUACCAAGGAACGGAGCAACUGCAUGGGAUUGGAUGUGGUUUCGCGGGAGAUUUCCGGUUCGGAGGAUGGGUUGUAUCUAAAUGUGUACAGUCCAAAAAUACCGGUGAAAGGACAGGGUCCAUCGGAGCUGUUUCCGGUGAUUGUAUUCAUUCAUGGAGGAGGGCUGAUUGGAGGUCACGCCGACAGUUCCAUGUACACUCCGGAUUUUUUGGUUCAGGAUGGAGUUGUAGUUGUGACCUUAAACUAUCGACUUGGAGUAUUUGGAUUUUUAUGUCUUCCGGAUGCAGGGAUUUAUGGAAAUGCUGGACUCAAGGAUCAGCGCUUAGCUCUUCAAUGGGUCAACCAGAACAUACGCCAAUUCUCCGGGGACCCCAAUAACGUAACUCUUUUUGGUGCAAGUUCAGGAGCUGUAGCCGCUCACUAUCACUGUCUCUCGGAGGAAUCGAAAAAGUACUUCCACAAGGGUAUCAUGACCAGCGGAUGUACAUUCAUAGAAUUUGCUCAUUGUGAUGAACCGGAAGAGAAAGCUCGCAAAAUGGCCAAUUUGCUAGGUUUCAAUCCUCAAUCGGAUGAAGAAGUUAUUGACAUUCUAAGGAAAGUUCCCGCUAGAGAUUUGUUCGAUCUUCAAUUCAAAGUACUCAGCAAACGAGAGGAAAAAGUUGAACGAGUGUUUCAGAUACCGUUUCUUCCGGUAAUCGAGCGAAAAAGUUCCCCGGAUUUUGUCAUAACCAAACACCCGAUGGAGAUUCUCUGCGAACCGGACAGUAUAAGAAUACCCAUCCUGACGGGUUACAACAAUUGUGAUGGAAUGAUGAUGCUCAUUGAUACGAUGAAAAUGCUCGAUUUGUACAAUCAAGAACCUGAAAGGUUCAUCCCUAGGACCUUAAACAUUGACUAUUUCAGCCCGGAGGCUCGAGAACUUGGUAAAACAGUAAAACAAUUUUAUUUCAACGACAAACCGGUAAGUCGUUACACGUUACCUCAAAUCGUGGAGGUAUUCUCGGACAAAUACAUCUUUGCGUAUCCAAUAUCGGUGGAGGUUUGGUCCAGAUACCAACGCAAAGCCAAACUCUUCUGUUACCGAUUCUGCUUUGAUGGGUCCCUCAAUAAAGGUAAAUCUCUGCUAAGAACAACUCUUAAAGGGGCAACCCACAUCGAUGAAGUGUACUACGUAUUCAGUUCCCCUUUACUUCAAACUAAUCGCGUUCCACCAACCGACCCGGCGUACAAAAUGCGAGCAAAAAUGGUUCGAAUGUGGACUAACUUCGCCAAAUUCGGUGAUCCAACACCUUCAAACAACGACGAACUACUUCCUUUCAAAUGGCUUCCAACGGAAAAUAUUCCCCCGUACGGCCCAACAGAACCAAAACUGGAACUUCUCAACAUUGGACCCACCAUCGGAAUGGUCUCGAUGCCGGAACGGAAGCGAAUGAACUUUUGGACCGAAAUCUUCCGCAAGUACAACGGACACAUUGCCAACGUUCGCAUUCCCACCAGCUCGUUUGAAGUGAAUAACAACGUGUAAUGACAUGGUGCCGAUCGUGUUUCGAUUUCGAGAAUAAAUUUGAAUGCGUAAAAAGCUGGCAGCAAAAAACGCCCGAUCUUUUCUCUUUGGUUGACCAAAUUAAAGAAUCGAUUAUGCAUUUGGAUUUAAAUUUAAUGUCACCCUCAGUCUAUUCAACUAACAGGGGUUUCACGAGCA